CAGGCUGGCCUAAACGCCUAAAACACUCAUCAGUCCUCUCCUCCCUUUCUUACGAUCUCUCCUCCAGUCACCAUUUUAGGCUUGAGAUCGAUCCCUUUGCUGAGUGCCUGCCUUCUGGAUAUUGUUCUCUCUUGCUGUUAACGUUAAUUGCUGUCGUGGCGCGACUUUGAGUCUUUGUGCUGCUGCUGUCCUCCCCGAAGCUUUUCUCUCGGAUUCUUUGUGUUGCUGCUGCUGUCCUUCACGACCUCAGAGUCCAUUUCAUUAAAUUUGUCAAUAUUUGCAUUAGCUGUAGACGGUACAAUAAAGAUAUUAACUAUGGGAGAGGAAGAAACCGUAGGAGGAGAGCAGGGAAGCUCUCUUGCAGCUCCUGUCAUCUUUCUCAUCGUUGUGUUUUUCCAGUUUGUCUCCAGAUGGCUUGAGCACUUAAAGAAGAGUGCAUCUGAGAAUGCUACAGAAGUUCAGUUACGUGCAGAAAUAAAGCAGCUCUUGAAAGAGGCGAGCUCCUUUUCACAGCCAUCAACAUUUGCUCAAGCUGCAAAACUUAGGAGGUUAGCUGCUGCAAAGGAGAAGGAACUUGCAAAUCGUGAAGAAAUGCACAACAAGGAGAUCAAGCUGUCUUAUGAUUUAUACCUCAAAAUAAUAUUUAUCUUAAAGAUUGCAACAUACUUUAUGUUGAUUUGCUGGUUUUGGAGGACUCCUGUUGCUGCAAUAUCUCAACAAUUGGUGCAGCCCUUUGGAAAGGUGCUAUCUUGGGGUGCAGGAGGUCGUUUAAAGGACAGUGUAUUGGUUGGCAUUAUACCGUGGUUGAUAUUAUCUACCAGGGUUAGCAAAUUUGUCAUUCGAGUUUUCCAAUAGAAUAAGAAUUGUGAAUGUAUUCAUAUCUUUGUCAGAAGAACAGUAAAAAAAAAUGUUGUGCUUCAAUUUAUAUUUAAAUAGAGAAGGAUUAUGACGUUGGCAUCUUU
Messenger RNA from Hevea brasiliensis (rubber tree), 962 nucleotides. Its product is annotated as protein GET1. The coding region runs from base 316 to 855 and encodes 179 amino acids. The transcript is spliced from 8 exons. The record is from RefSeq and is a predicted model, not a curated record. Lineage: Eukaryota; Viridiplantae; Streptophyta; Magnoliopsida; Malpighiales; Euphorbiaceae. Gene Ontology annotation, biological process: tail-anchored membrane protein insertion into ER membrane.